AUGAGUGAAUCUACGGCUGAGCGAACUGCUGUGUUCAAUGCUCAAGGUCCGCAAAGUACACUAUUAACUGUCAAUAUGGUGAGUGUUACAAAACUCACGACUCAGAAUUACCUCAUGUGGCAACGACAAGUUCUUGCCUUACUUGAGGGUCAUGAACUACAACAGUUCAUUGACGACUCAGCCCAAGCUCCGGCAUCCACUAUUCAAGUCAAUGGUGCUGCUGCCCCAAAUCCGGCGUAUGCUCCGUGGAGACGACAAGAUCGCCUUCUCUACAGUGCAAUGAUUGGAGCCAUUUCUCCAUCGGCUCAAUCACUUGUCUCCACAGCAACGACAUCAAAGGAAAUCUGGGACACACUUGCUGCUGCGCUGGGUAAUCCUACUCAGGGCCACAUCCGUCAACUCAAACAUCAGAUUAAAACGUGUGUGAAAGGCACCAAAUCUAUUGCCGACUAUUUACGCACCAUCAAAGCCAAAUCUGAUGAUCUCUCGCUCCUUGGCAAAUCGAUGGAUCAAGACGACUUGACAGAACAAAUUCUUGCCGGCCUUGGUGAAGAAUACAAACCAGAGAUCGACGCCAUCAACGGACGUGACACUCCGAUCUCUUACACGGAACUAUACGAGCGGUUGCUUAACCGUGAAGCUAUGCUUCUCUGCAACGAAACACCAUCGUCUGGUCCGAUUGUAGCCAACGCUACGGACUCUCGUCCUCGCCAGCAGAACCGCAACAACAACAACAGCCAAAAUCGCAACAACAGCCACUACUCUUCACAGCCUCGAUUCAAUGGCAACAACUCCAACCAGAACAAGUUCUCCAAACCCUAUCAAGGUCGAUGUCAAGCAUGUGGUGAUGUCGGACACAGUGCGAAAUAUUGUCCUGUUUUCCGCUUAGUCCGAGGCUCUUCUCAGCCCUCAAUGAUGCCUCAAUACCAGCAACUUGCGCCUCCUUACCAGCAAUGGCAACAGCCACAAAACCUGCAACCGUGGCAACCACGUGCCAAUGUAGUGAUGCUGUCCGAUCCGACCACGUGGCUGGUAGACUCGGGUGCAUCCCAUCACAUGACAUCCGAUUUGCGUAACCUGGCUGUUCACAAUCCAUACAAUGGUGGUGACGAUGUGUUCUUGGUGAUGGAUCAGCAUUACCAAUAA
Molecule: messenger RNA, 1146 nt
Organism: Microthlaspi erraticum
Lineage: Eukaryota; Viridiplantae; Streptophyta; Magnoliopsida; Brassicales; Brassicaceae
Source: the annotation of a GenBank genome assembly